Molecule: messenger RNA, 4407 nt
Organism: Sceloporus undulatus (fence lizard)
Lineage: Eukaryota; Metazoa; Chordata; Lepidosauria; Squamata; Phrynosomatidae
Gene: WHRN
Product: whirlin
Exons: 14
Coding region: 82-3168 (1028 amino acids)
Biological process (GO): sensory perception of sound; auditory receptor cell stereocilium organization
Cellular component (GO): plasma membrane; stereocilia ankle link complex; stereocilium tip
Molecular function (GO): protein binding
Source: RefSeq, a predicted model, not a curated record
UGGCAGACGUUCUCUGAAGCACUCUGGAGACGGAAAAGUGCUCGGAAGAAGAGGAGGAAGACAAGGUGGAGGCAGGGGGCAAUGAGCGAGGAUCUGGACCGCCUCUCGGUGGAUUCCUGCGCCUCCUCGGUGCCCUCGGCAUCAUCCUCGCCAUCCAACGCCAUUCCUCCAGUGGGACUCAGUGGUGGACCCUCUGGUCCUUCUGGCCCUGGGGCCUCAGGACCCGGGAUCCGCUUGCUUUCAACCAACGUCCGGAAACUCCACGGGGCCCUCAACCUCUUGCUGAGCGAGACAGAGCGGGAGCAGUUCAUCCACUGCUUGAACGUCUACCAUUGCCGGAGGAACGUCUACGACUUGGUCCAGACCCUCAAGGUCCUGCUGGACGGACCAGAGAAGCGACAGCUCCUGCCCAUGCUCCGCCUGGUCAUCCCCCGCUCGGACCAGCUCCUCUUUGACCAAUACACCUCAGAAGGGCUCUACUUGAAGGCCGACUUCUUGCCCGGACCUAGCGCGGGCCUCGAAGUGGGUCUGCCCAGAUCUCCAUUGGCCGUUGGUGCGAUCCCGACCCCGACCCCUCGAUCGCCCUCGGUGACGCUUCCGUCUGCCACUACUGCCACCACAACCACUCGCCUCUGGUCCUCUUCUCCCCUACCGACCUCCGGGAGACCCCUUCCAGUGGAUUUGAGCACCACCAUUGAUGGGACAGCUUCGUCGUUGGCCUCCUGGGGAGUGGAGACCCUCCGUGGAGAAGUCCGUCACGUCACCCUCAAGCGCCACAAGGCCCAGGAAGGUUUGGGCUUCAGCAUUCGGGGCGGCUCAGAGCACGGGGUGGGCAUCUUUGUGUCUCUGGUGGAACCAGGCUCCUUGGCAGAGAAGGAAGGGCUCCGGGUGGGCGACCAGAUCCUGAAAGUCAACGAUAAGCCCUUGGACAAGGUGACCCACGCGGAAGCUGUCAAGGCACUCAAGGGCUCCAAGAAGCUGAACCUCUUGGUCCACUCAGUAGGACGCAUCCCCGGAGGCUAUGUUACCAACCAUAUCUACACUUGGGUGGACCCCCAGGGACGGAGCGUGUCUCCCCCAACCGGACUUCCCCAGCACCAGAGCAGCUCCCUGCGGAAGGAUGGCGAGAAAAGGAGCCACCUCCAGCUCCUCCAAGAAGGCGAUGAGAAAAAGGUGAACCUGGUGUUGGACGAAGGGCGAUCCCUAGGACUCAUGAUCCGAGGCGGUGCAGAAUAUGCUCUUGGGAUUUACAUCACAGGUGUGGACAAAGGCUCUGAAGCAGAAAGCACUGGACUGAAGGUUGGGGACCAGAUUCUGGAGGUGAAUGGCCGAAGCUUUCUCAGCAUCCCCCACGACGAAGCGGUGAAACUCCUGAAGUCUUCACGUCACCUCAUCAUGACCAUCAAAGAUGUCGGGAGGCUGCCUCACGCUCGGACCACCGUAGACGAGACCAAGUGGAUAGCCAGCUCCCAGAUCGGAGAAACCAUGGUCAACCCAGCAGGGGUCUCUGGCGAUCCCACGGCAGAAGGGACAGCAAAGCCGUCUUUUUACAGAGGCUUGGCUGGAUCCCAAGUAACCCUCAGUAGCCUAGUGAACCAAAGCCGAGUGAUGUUGGAGGAACAAGCCCGUCAUCUCCUGAACGAACCCGAACGAGCCACUAUGGGCUAUUACUUGGAUGAAUACAAGGAGAACAACAUCCCAGUGGAUGCCCUUGUCAUGGCUCUCUUUGAAUUGCUCAACACUCAUGCCAAGUUCUCGCUCUUGUCGGAAGUGAGAGGCGUGAUCUCUCCUCAGGACCUCGACCGUUUCGACAACCUGGUUCUGAAGAGGGAGAUCGAAUUCAUGAAGGCCCGCCAGCCUUCGGGGACAGGAACGGGGACAGACUCCUACUCCGUGAUGUCUUACAGUGACACUGUCUCUUCCACCGGGAGCCACUUUACUUCCACCACUGUCAGUUCAGCUCGGGAGCGACUCUUGUGGCUGAUUGACCUUAUGGAGAAUGCAUCUGACAUAGAAGGAGGAGAUGGAAGCCAAAGCAGCGUCAAUGCCCUUCCUGACAUCUCCCUGGAUGACGUUUCCGCUUUCCCCGAGGAGCCUCCAGCCUUCAAACCUCCACCUCCUCAACCUUCACCAAAAAUGGCAGCCACAUCCUCUGCUCCUCAGAACAAACAGAAAGAAACCCUCCAACGGCCCUCCUCCGAAUCCUCCCAGUCGGGCCUGUUCUUUGUAGCCCCCCGUAACCCCACUCCUCCUCCCAGUCUCUCUGAGAAGGAUACAGUCAGCCUCGCCUCCUCGUCCUCCACCACCGCUUCCUCCACGGACGAUUCCACCUCCAGCGCCAUAUACGCCUCCAUCAAUCCCGCCACCCAUCAUGCCUCCAGAAGGCCCGCCGAGACCCACUUGUUACUGGUCAACCAACACCCAAUAAGGCCCUUUCCUCGGGUCCAGUCCCCGACACGGCUAAAGAGUCCCUCUCCAGAGACCACAGGUUCCACCACUCUCCUGCGUCCCAAUGCUGCUUCCCCUUCACCGCCACCUCCUCCAUCCCAUCCUGCUCCUCUCCCACCGGCUGAAAAGGGAGGCUUGGAGGCUGGGACCACUCAGCACUUUAUCAUGGUGGAAGUCCACCGGCCCAACAGCGAGCCAGACGUGAACGAAGUGAGAUCUCUUCCCCAAGCCAGAGCCUCAACCCUCUCACAACUUUCAGACAGUGGGCAGACUCUCAGCGAGGACAGUGGCGUGGACAUCGGAGAGGCAGAGGUCAGCGCCAGAGAGAGGAGUCGGACGCAGGGUCCCAUCAAAAGCCGGAGCCCCCAGGAAACCCCCAGAGCUGACAGGCGGGUUGAGGCAGCACCCAAACCGCCAGGCCUUCUAGAACCAACAUCCCAUCUGAUCCGGGUGGCCAAGAGUGCCCCGACCCUGGGCAUUGCCAUCGAGGGAGGUGCCAACACGCGGCAGCCCUUGCCUCGGAUUGUGACCAUACAGAGAGGAGGUUCGGCCCACAACUGUGGGCAGUUGAAGGUGGGACAUGUGAUCCUGGAGGUGAAUGGCGUCACCCUCCGAGGGAAAGAGCACCGCGAAGCAGCGCGGAUCAUCGCCGAGGCCUUUAAAAUGAAAGACAAGGACUAUGUCGAUUUUCUAGUCACAGAGUUUAACAUUGCACUUUAGGGGUGGGGUGACUAAAGCCCCAAAGCCAAAUAAGAAAGAGUGAGCAAGAGAGGAUGGGAGAGAACGAAAGGUAAGGAGUGAACAGGGUUCUAAGCAGGUGCCACACAUGUGUGAACAUCUGCACACAGUCACAACUCCCAGGCCAUGCCCAUGGGAAGCCCAGCAUCACACGUUUGCACCUCGCUGGCAUCGGAUAUACGCAGGACUUCCUACCAAAGAGGCUUUGGGUUGGAUGCUCAAAGACUCAACGCUAUGAUAUCCCACUUCUGACACCAUCCCAAGAUGGAUAAGCCUAGGAGAAAAGUCCUGGAGAGGAGGAAGAAAAAGGGAAUGUGGAGGUUGGACCAAGGGAAUCGCCUCCUGAUAUUAAUUCUUGUAGGCCAUCUUCACCUGGCUGGCAAACCAUGGUUUAGAUUCCCCCUUUGUCCCUGUAUUCGAAUGACAUGGUCCAAAAUGCUCACCUGACCUUCUCUAGCUGCCCCCCCUUUGCAUCUUACCGAAGCAUCUUGCGACUGCUUCACAACUCCAAUGAAGUGGAGAGGGAAAGAGCCAAGUAUUGCCCCAUCCCAUCCUUUUGCAUUUCUAGAAGAGGGAGGAACUACCGGGGGUGCAACCACUCCUUUGCAUUGCUAGGAGGAACCACCACUGGGGAGCAAUUGCUCCAUUUGCAUUGCUAGAAGAGCAAGAAAUUACAAGGGGAUGCAACUAGUCCUUUGCAUUGAAAAAAGAGGGAGGAACUACCAGAGGGUGCAACUGCUCCUUUGGCAUUGCUAGGAGGAUGGAACCAUCACUGUAGUGCAAUUGCUCCUUUUGCAUUGCUAGAAGAGGGAGGAACUGCCAGGGAGAGCAACUGCUCCUUUGCAUUGCUAGAAGAGGGAAGAGCCGCCAGAGGACGCAAUUCCUCCUUUCACAUCGCUAGAGGAAAGAGAGAGAGAGGAGCCAGCAGAGGGCACAAUUGCUCCCACUUUGGAAACCAAAUGACUUCUGCCCUUCUGGGAGUGCAGUUUCCACUGUCUGCCUUUCCAUUCGUCCAUAGCCAGCAAUGGAGGAUUGCCUUGUAAAUGGCCAUCGACAUCAUGUUAUUUAUAUAUGAAAUAGGCUGUGCUUUUAAUUUUUCAAUAAAGCAAACACAUUAGAGUUGGGAGGGAAGGAGAGCAAAAAGUGUGUCUUUUUUUGUGUGUGCAACCAAUGGGUUCACAUCAUGUGUGAAACCUCUUGCUGUGAAAGCAGUGUUUGGAG